GGAAGCCGGGAGCAGCGCUGCUCUGGACGCUCAGUGCCCUGCCUGGCUGUGACUCCUCGCUCCGUGCUGGCCCGGAGCGGUCGGGCUGGCUUCUCCGCUGCCCGUCGGGAGCCUGGACCGUGCGCCCGCCGGAGCGCUCCUCUCCGGUCUUCCCGCGGCUCUCUAAGGCCUCGCCGUCCGCUCUAGGCCGCGGGUCUGCAUCUUCAUCCCUGGCGCUCGGUGACUCCCGGCACUCUGAGCUCUGGCGCUGGACAGCUUGUCAUUCAUGGUCCCCGGCUCAGGUCCCCGUUCCCCGCUCUCCUUCUGAGCUGCGCUGGGGGGCGCGGUCAGACACAUCCCCGCUUCGCCACGGAGCGUCUCCACAAUGGCUUCCCUUUAGGUAGAGGGCAAGCAGCCUAGGCCCGGGGGUCUGGAGAGGAUGGUGACCCCGUGGCGUUUGUCUGUCAGGGUCUGCUUGUCACACUUAAGAUGCUUUGAGUUCAGAAAGGAACUUGGGUUUUCCAGACCCCUGGGAUGCUCUCGCAAUGCCAGACUAUGUUGGUUUCUGCUAGGUACUUUGCCCAAAUUCAUUUCAGCCCAUGGCAGUGCUGGAGAGGGGGCGCCUGGCCCCUUGUGCCAGAGAAAGACUCACUGGAGUGACCUGGCUGAAAAUGGACUAGUGGAGAAGGUGGCCCAAGAAGGGCCCCUGACCCGCGUCUUACUGUGUCUCCGCCUAGGGCUCCGCGCUGGUGUGCUCUUGGCGAAAUUCUUCCCCCUCCUCUUCUUGUACCCUCUCACCUACCUGGCCCCUGGCCUCUCCACCCUCUGGCUCCAUCUGCUUUUCAAAGCUACAGAGACCUCAGGCCCAACAUAUAUCAAAUUGGGCCAAUGGGCCAGCACCCGGCGCGAUCUCUUUUCAGAGGCUUUCUGUGCCCAGUUCUCCAAGCUGCAUGUCCAGGUGACCCCCCACCCUUGGGCAAGGACGGAAUACUUACUUCAGCAGGCUUUUGGGGAGGAUUGGGGAAGCCUCCUCCUUUUCGAGACCCGGGAACCUGUGGGUUCGGGUUGUGUGGCACAAGUGUACAAAGCGUUUGCUAGUAUUUCCUUGCUGGAGAAGGACAGAAUCUGGAGACUGGGGGAGCUUUCUGUUCCAGGAACCAGGGCAAUCGGGAUGCAGAGAGAGUCCUUUAUGAAAGACUGGAAGCUUUCAGAAAAUCUUGCCGACGAAGCAUUUAUAGAAAAGCUGCUUCUUCCUAAAGCUGACCUUGGUAGGUCAGAAGUGCGUAUAUCUCAGGUUCCUGGUCCUCCACCUAAGUCAGACCAUCUCAUCCCAGUGGCAGUGAAAGUGUUACACCCAGGCCUACUCUCUCAGGUACAAAUGGAUUUACUGCUGAUGAGGAUCGGCAGCAAAGCCCUGGGGCUUUUACCAGGAGUCAAAUGGCUUAGCUUGCCUGAGAUCGUGGAGGAAUUUGAGAAGCUAAUGGUCCAACAGAUAGACCUGCGCUAUGAAGCUCAGAAUCUGGAACACUUUCAGCACAACUUCCAGGACAUGACGUCUGUGAGAUUCCCCACCCCACUGCACCCCCUCAUCACUAGGGAUAUCCUGGUGGAAACGUACGAAGAGAGUGUUCCAGUGUCCAGCUACCAGCAGGCAGGAAUUCCAACCGACUUGAAGAGGAAGAUCGCACAGCUGGGGAUCAACAUGCUUUUGAAGAUGAUAUUUGUGGAUAACUUUGUGCAUGGAGACCUACACCCUGGAAACAUCCUGGUCCAGGGUGCUGAUGGAGUGUCCCCAAGCCUGGAGAUGCAACAGCAGCAGGUGAAUGUCUGUGACACACUGGUGGCUACCAUAGCACCUGCCCUGUGCCCAUUGCGCCUGGUGUUGUUGGAUGCUGGCAUUGUGGCAAAAUUGCAGGCUUCUGACCUGAGGAAUUUCCGGGCAGUUUUCCAGGCUGUAGUGAUGGGGCAGGGCCACAGAGUGGCUGAGCUCAUGCUGCAUCAUGCCCAGGCCAAUGAGUGCAAAGAUGUGGAAAGGUUUAAGGCUGAGAUGGCUACACUGGUGACCCAGGCCCGGAAGAACAUCGUCACACUGGAAAAGCUUCAUGUUUCCAGUCUCCUGGCCAGCGUCUUUAAGCUACUGAUGACGCAUAAGGUAAAGCUGGAGAGCAACUUCGCCUCCAUUGUGGUUGCCAUCAUGGUGCUGGAGGGGCUUGGCCGCUCACUGGACCCCACGCUGGACAUCCUAGAGGCAGCAAAGCCCUUCCUCCUCAAAGGGCCAGCAUCCUUCCUGUGACCGUGCCAGUGCACACACAGUCAGGGCAGAUCCCGAGGAUCCGUCCUUUGGCAGCUGAGACACCUAAAAUUGGGAUGUGUGGCAGAAUCACCACCACUUUCCCAGUGACCUAGCUUCAGAGUCUGUUUAAAAAACUUUGGGUUAUUUUAGGGUAUAAAGGGAGGGAAGUUGAAACUGGUGCCAGGGACACUACUUCAGGAAAAUUAGUCUGUAGAAGAAGACAAAAUACAUUUACUUAUUUUGUUUUUCUGUUUUCUUCUCCUUAAAAGUAUGUGUGUCCUGUCUGUCUGUCUGUCUGUCUGUCUGUCUGUCUGAGUGUAUCUAUGUGUAUGCAGAUGCCUACUGAAGGCCAGGCUUGAGCAUUGAGUCCUUUGGAGUUAUAGGCAGUUGUGAGUGCUGGGAACUGAACUUAGGUUCUCUGAAGAGCAGCAAAGUUCUACUAACCACUGAGCUAUCUCUCCAACCUGUCCUUUGUACCUCCCUCCCUCCCUCCCUCCUUCCCUCCUUCUUUCUCUCCCUUUCUUAAAUUACAUGUACUUAUGUAGGAGGAGGGGCUGUGGUGAUGAGAACCAUAGGGAUUUCUAGGGAUUGGACUCAGGGCUUCAGGCCUGGCAUCAAAUGCCUUCAGUUCAGCCAUCCUGUUGCCGAUUUUUCUUUUUUCUCUACUCGCUGCACUCUUUGCUAGGUCCUUUUUGCUGGUGGUUCCUACCUUUAUACUUAGGUUAGAAAAUGCCAUAAAAUCCUGUAGACCACAAUUUCCAAAAAUGUUUUUGAAAAUUAUGUAUACAGUUGUGCAGUGGUUUCACACACCUUUAAUCCCAGUGCUUGAGAGGCAAAGGCAGGUAGAUCUCUGGGUUUGAGGCCACCUAGGUCUACAGAGUGAGUUCCAGGACUGCCUGGACCACACAGAGGAACCCUGUCUUGAAAUACCGGGUGAAAAAUAAAAAAGGUCUAGAUUUGACAAAAAGUUGAAAGUCAUUUUAAGUUUUAUAUGGGCACUGUUAAUACUAGGAAAAUUUUGAAGGCAUAGUAAUUGGCAAUUUGGGCAAGUUUUAAUGGAGUUCAAAUUAUCUUCUUGACAAUUUUUAACAUUUGGUAAUUUCUUCCUGAAUGUAUUUUUCAAUGUUAAAAUAAACUAACGAGGCUGGUGGUAUAGGUC
Grammomys surdaster is the source of this 3431-nucleotide messenger RNA. It is a transcript of the gene Adck2, whose product is annotated as aarF domain containing kinase 2. Gene Ontology annotation, cellular component: mitochondrion. NCBI's taxonomy places the organism in Eukaryota, Metazoa, Chordata, Mammalia, Rodentia, Muridae. Bases 419 to 2272 code for a protein of 617 amino acids. The transcript has 8 exons. The record is from RefSeq and is a predicted model, not a curated record.